Molecule: messenger RNA, 666 nt
Organism: Capra hircus (goat)
Lineage: Eukaryota; Metazoa; Chordata; Mammalia; Artiodactyla; Bovidae
Product: placenta-specific gene 8 protein
Exons: 5
Coding region: 116-445 (109 amino acids)
Biological process (GO): positive regulation of transcription by RNA polymerase II
Source: RefSeq, a predicted model, not a curated record
CCCUGGGCUGCACAACAAAACAGUCGUGUUCCAAAGGUUUUUCCUGCUGAUCUGAGCUGCUGUCCUCUGCAGUCAGCCUGUGUGUGGCAGUACCCUUUUGAACUCAGUCUUAAAAAUGAACCCAGUUGUUUCGCAGCCAGGAUAUGGCUCGGCGGUCUCGGGGUCUAGUGACUGGCAAACCGGCACCUUUGACUGCUUUGAUGACAUAGGGAUCUGUCUCUGUGGGGCUUUCUUUCCCCUGUGCCUUUCGUGUCAGAUUGCCUCUGACAUGGAUGAAUUCUGCCUGUGCGGAUCAAGUGUCGCCAUGAGGACGAUGUAUCGGACCCGAUACGGCAUCCCGGGAUCCAUUUGCAAGGAUUUCCUGUGUCUGGCAUUUUUACCGCACUGUACCCUUUGUCAACUCAAGCGAGAUAUUGAAAAGAGAAAAGCAAUGAAUGCUUUAUAAAAGAUGCUUGGUCAAAUUCACAUGGUAGUGAAAGAAAAUGCUGCAAAGAAAUACUGCAUCUAUUCAGUGCUAUCUCACCUUAAAUCUUAGAAACUAAUUCAGCUAAUCAUAUAGCUUCAAAUGGCUUCAAAAUAUUUUUAAUUUUUGAUUUGCUUUGAAAGAAAUAUAUUUCUAGUGCUCUUCUCUAAGAUGACGCCAUUAAAAAUUAAUUUCUUCAACAA